UUCUUCAUUUUAUGCGUGCAUAACGAAAGGAAAAGAUAGACUAUGCAAUUACGAAACACUGAUGAUCAAGUUAGAGCAGCAAAUUACAAUAGGGAAAAAAUAAGCUUAAUCAUUUACUUUUAGUCCUGACGCAGUGGUCUUCCCAACAUGUAAUAUGGCCUCAUUAACAUCCAAUAUGCGAUUAUAAAAUACACAUUUUGUAAAUAGACCUAGACAUGUUUUAACUGAACUGGUCGCGUACGAUUUCGUGAGACGCGUUGGAAUGUCUAUAGAAAGAUCCCGCAGGAGGGGCUUUGGACAUCGGGCCCAAACAUCCAUACGAACAGCGCCGGAUAGAAUCACGUGUGUGCUUGUGUUUACCGGGUUAAACACACGUGCUUUAGCCACUAAACCCCGCCUCGUCUCGAGCGGCGUGUCGACGCCCACGCAGGAGACUCGCGCGGACCGCGCAGAACAGCCGUCAGUAGGUGGAAGCAAAGUGGACAGUUUCCUGGAAUAAACGUCCACACUGACUUAUUAUUUAGCUGAAGGCCAGCUGAAUUCGACUUAUUUUCUUUUAAAAGUAAAUGACAAUUUAAUAAUAUCUUAAGCUUCUUAAGGAACACAUUAUCUUUUUGCCAUUUUGGUAGACUCAUCGCUGCCCAUGCAUGUAUGAGUUGCGAGAGGUCGGGACCAGUGAGUCACCACUCGUCUAUUAAAGGUGGAGCGCUGUGGCUAAACAUCAUUCAGCGUCUGCACUGGGAAACAGAAGUUUCCUGCAUGAGCUGCCGGGUACUUUAGCACAGGGAGACAAUGUGUAUUCACAUGGCUGUGCAUAGGCAGAUCCUGGAGUCUCUGGGUAAUGGUACGGCCUGCCGUAAUCUGUUUGGUCCAGUUGAUCGGGAGCAGCUGCAAGUGGAAUAUAAAGAUGCGCUCCAGAAAGACAUAGAAGAUGCAUCACGGCGUUGGGGUUUCGACUUUGUCUUGGAAAAGCCUCUGGAGGGUGGAGACUUCCAGUGGGAGGGAGUUUCUGGGGCUUGUAUGCCCGCUCUGUACCAUGCAUGCGCUGUAGGGGAUAUGUCUUGGCAGCGGGAGGUGGAGUCUACAGCAGUCACCACCUGUGGGGCAGAGCCUCGGCUGGGUCAGUCUGCAGGCGGGAAAGAGAACGUUCCCAGAAGCCCGGAGAGGCAUAUCAGCAGUCUGGAGAAAACACCAGAGAAAACACACAUGCCUAAGAGGAAGCAAACCAACAUCACAGACUUCUACCAGGCUAAACGACGAAUUGUGGCCACUCCCAGGAAAUCAGGCCAGUGACUCAAGGAGCCACUGAGAAACCUGUCCUCAGAACACACACACACACACACACACACACACACACACACACACACACACACGCUACUCUCAGGAACUCUGAUGUGUCUACAUAGACUGUGUAUAUAUAUAUA
Messenger RNA from Electrophorus electricus (electric eel), 1424 nucleotides. RefSeq names its product cyclin dependent kinase inhibitor 1A (gene cdkn1a). Gene Ontology annotation, molecular function: cyclin-dependent protein serine/threonine kinase inhibitor activity. NCBI's taxonomy places the organism in Eukaryota, Metazoa, Chordata, Actinopteri, Gymnotiformes, Gymnotidae. Gene Ontology annotation, cellular component: nucleus; cyclin-dependent protein kinase holoenzyme complex. Gene Ontology annotation, biological process: signal transduction by p53 class mediator; negative regulation of cyclin-dependent protein serine/threonine kinase activity; DNA damage response. The record is from RefSeq and is a predicted model, not a curated record.